This is a messenger RNA of Ceraceosorus bombacis, 3165 nucleotides long. NCBI's taxonomy places the organism in Eukaryota, Fungi, Basidiomycota, Exobasidiomycetes, Ceraceosorales, Ceraceosoraceae. The record is from the annotation of a GenBank genome assembly.
AUGUCACCACCCCCCGACGUGAUCGUAUCUGCGACUGCUCUGCCAUCAGCAGCACGACACGCGAUGCCGCAGGAGAUCGUACGUCUGCCAAACCGGGCUAGGCAUCAACUUCGCAGCUACCUCGCACUGCCCACACUCCCAGCAAUCCUCUCUGCGCUGGUACACAACGCCCUACAGGCUAAUCCUAAGCGCGUAGACUUGCAUCUGUGCAUCUCGUACGACGAUGUUGGCGCCACGAAUGGGUCUAGCAGUGCGGCUGGACCUCCUCCCAGUGUGGCUUGUGUGGAUGAUGGGGAUGGGUUUGAUAGGAGCUUGUUUGGGAGACACGUGUGGAGGGAAAGAGCGCCGAGCUUGCAUCAGAUGGCAAACGUCGGUACCUUGAGCAUCGCUACUGGCACUUUCGGCAACCGAUGGGCUUACGUGAGGAUGGUGAGCCGCGAAAGAUGACGGGAUGAUGUGCUGCGCGUGAUGUCUGAUACGCUGCAAUACAUAUUCACCGCAAAUCAGGGAGAUACCACUCUGCUCAACGGACCUGCGGAUGACGCGCUCAGUGCUGUGCACGUCCCAUCCACAAGAGCAAGAGGCUCCUGCGUGAGCGUCUCUGAUCUCUACGCAUCCGUGAGUUGAUCGGUUUCGCAUGGUGAUCCUUCUUUAUGCUGAUGCCCAAGUCUGUCAACGCUCGCUGAACGGCGUGCGCUACCAGCUGCCUGCUCGAAGGCGUGCACUACAAAGUUCUGCCUCUAGCACCAUCAACGCAUGUAUUCACAGUCUUGUCAUCAUUUCGCUCGGCUGGCCCGAUGUGCGUUUUGCUGUGAACGUGCAAGGGUCCAAAGAGUCCAAAUUGGUGCUGUCUAUACCUGCGGUGAGUCGUUCGUCUGCCCAAGCAGCAUCUAGUGCUGAGAAAGCCUUGGUCGGACCAUUGCUUCCUUGUCAGGCGAAAGACUAUGAGGAAAGGCUUGCAGCUGCUUUCAAGCUGGGCAAUGCGGCACCCUCGAUCAGAUCGGUGGAUAAGGUCAGGCAUCUCUCACCUCCCGACAGUGUGGCUUGUAGUGGAGCAGCGCCAAAGAAGCGACGACGUGCGAGCACGCAGCCUACGUUACUGGCUCUCGACGAUCCUACGGCGACGCUGAGUGUCAAUGGUUUGUUGCUGCUCAGUCCAGCGCCAAAAGGCUGCCAAGCAAUCUUUUUUGGCAGGCAACUCAUCGAAGUCGACUCUCACGAGGGCGCUGCUCUUCACGAGGCAGUACAAGCAGUCUAUGCUCGAAGUGCUUUCUCUACUUCUGAAACUCGCACAGCAAACAAGAAGCAGACGAGCCCAACGAAGGGCGUCCAAGCGCGUCCGGGAUACGUGCUGCAUGUUUCGCUCAGAGCUGGCAAGGAAUCGGCGCGGGCUAUGCAGCAGACGGCUUGUCAGGACGAACUUGUCGGAUUGGUCGCCAGGGCCCUCUCGGAGACGGUCGCGGAAGAGCUGGUCGAGUCGGGCCUCUUGACUGCAAAGAUGCCGAAGAGGGAGCGCACAACGGGUUUGAAAACUGGUGCAACACGCCCUGAUGCGACCAUGAGAGCCGAGGAUCAUCCAUCACCCAUCGUGCAGAGGCAUCUGUCCCGUCGCCCAACGUCGAAGAAGCGCAAAGGCUUCAGCGAACACCUUGCUGAAGCUUUCAAAGCUCGCAAUGCUGUUGCUGAGGCCAGUCAGUACGACUGCGACGUCGUUGAAGGGCAGCAUCUACACUGCUGCGAUUUACAACACGCUCAACGCGAUACAUCCGUGCUAAGCACCGCUGAGCCCCAUCAGGAGCUUAGAGUAGGCCAACAUUACCUCGUCGAUGAGCGCACGGGAGAUUCAUUGCCCGUCGACUCUGAGAAGAGGGUUCCGCUAGCGAUAAGAAAGAGUCGGAGAUUGUUAGACAGUGGCAGGGCUGCAACGGACUCGAGCUUGCCGGGAUGGUUGGAGGAAGCGAUGAGGCUUAGCAGGGACUCGACGUUGCCUGCCCCUGCGGAAGCCGACAUUCCAUGCGUGGAUUCUCUGGGGAGCGCGGAUGUUCCUAUAUUCAAGAGCACCUUUGCGGAUCAUCCUUCCCGACUUCCAGACAGAAAUGAAGGAAGCAGACCCUCAGGUCCGAACUAUCGCCUCGCUUCCAAGUUCUUCUCCCAGCGUGGAGCGUCAAAGGAUGGAAGCACGAUAUCGUCGCUGCGUGCUGCAGAUCUCACCAAAGCUCGCGUGCUGAAGCAGGUGGACAACAAGUUCAUUGCGUGCACCAUGCCCCUUCAGAAGGGCCAAGCGCUCGUCUUGGUCGACCAACAUGCAGCUGACGGUGCGCCUCCGUCCUGCUCCGAUGCUCCUCCUUUGCCCAGUCGGUUGCUGACCUUUUCUGCUCUCCCACCCUUUUUCGAUCAGAACGUAUCCGCUUCGAGCUGCUCCUACGCACGUAUCUUGAGCCGGUCCUAGCUUCGAAAGGCAAGCUAGAGACAUUUACGUUGCCGAAAGCGCACGAGAUGCGCUUGCCUAGCCGCAGCGUCGCUAGUCUCUGCGAGGACUCUACGUCUGUACAAGUUCUGGAAAGCUUGGGCUUCGGCUUUGGCGCGGGAACUGUUUCGACUGCACGCGGACCGACGGAUGAGCCGUCGCGAAUCGUGAGAGAGAGUCGAGCUCCAUCAGGAUCCACAUUGAUCAUACGCACGCUGCCAAGCCUUCUAAAGGAUCGUUUGACGGACCUGAAUACGCUGUCGGCUGCUUUGGAAGAUCUGGUGGACUGGAUUGAAGAAGGAGGUGCAGAGAGGUUGAAUAGGGCCAAGCAUCUGUUGGGGCGCAAAAGAGCGGUCAGAGAUGAGAGGAGUGGUGCGAGGCGCGAGGGCGGGGAGGAAGAGGACCAAGAGGAAGAGGAAGAGGCGUGGUUGACUGGACUUCGACAUUUGCCUCCUCGAAUCUUGGAGAUGAUCGCUAGCAAGGCUUGUCGAGGUGCGAUUAGUGAGUUGCUCUCAAUCAGCUCUGCUUCGGUAGCGGACGGCUCGACGCGUCUCUGCCACGAUUGUUGAGCUGAAGCGCCGUGAGACAUUCUUCGGUGAACAGUGUUCAAUGACGCGCUGCAGAAAGAGCAGUGCGAAAGAAUGCUGCAACAGCUCGCCUCGACGCGCUUCCCGUUUCAGUGCGCACAUGGACGGUGA